AUGGAGAAACAGCACUAUGUAGUUACUACUAUAAAUGAAGCUACUGCUGUAAAUGCUGCGACCAAAGGCAAAUUUGUCAGUCCUACAGAAGACAAUUUGAUUAUAUGCAAAGGUUCAAUAGUCGAAGUCUAUUAUAUUCUGAAGGACGGUAUUAGUCUAGUUACCAAAUUCAGUAUAUAUGGCACGAUCGCUGCGAUCAAGCCUUUCAGCGCACCGGGCAGCGAAACUUGUUCAUUAUUUAUUCUCACUAAUCAAAGUUGCUAUACAAUCGUUCACUAUUCUCAAAAGACUAAAACCAUUGUCACCGAGGCGAGUGGCAUGCUACAUGAGCCAAGUGCUCGAGUAGCAGAUGCACCCUAUAUUGUCGAAGUGCAUGAGCCCACCUACUCUAUUCUAAUCAGUAUGUUUACAGGAUACUUAUUCUCUAUACCCUAUUAUUAUGCCUCUACAGGCGGAUCAUCAUCUAGGCCACCCAAGUUUAAGAAAUACCAGCCUAUCUUGAUAAAAACCAAUGAAUAUGAUAUCCUAUCUAUGGUUUCAAUACGAGGUCAACCCGUAGAUUCACGUAAUUCCGCCAUUGCAACACUUGUAGGCGUGCAGGACGAGCUCAAGACGAUUAAAACAUUUAUUGCCCCUACGCAGAAACCAUAUCAACAAACAUCGUAUCCUAAAUUAACCAACAAUAAUAGUCAAGACAGUCAAACAACAAAUAAACUAUUCACGCGCGAACUAGAAGUGCUGAGCGAAACGAAUCAGUAUACAGCCAAUGUCGACGCUACGACACAUACCUUGAUUGCCGUUCCUCCACCGUUGGGUGGCGUCUUAUCUGUAGGCGAAUACAUCAUUGCGUAUCAUAAUGUACACUCCUCUAACAGCUCACCCAAAGAAGUCAGUAUUGAUCCUGUUGUGAUUACUGCUUAUACAUUUUUGAAAGACUCUGCUUGGCAAUGUGUAUUAGGAGAUAGCGAAGGACAACUAUACAUAUUAACACUAUCGUAUGGUUAUCAAGGUGUCACAGAAGUAAAUACCACAUUGGUAGAGGGAGAUAGAGUUUGUGCCCCUAGCACCAUUAUCGAUUUAGGUGUGAAUAACAUGUUUUAUAUCGGCUCGACACAAGGAGAUGCUAUGGUGAUUCGUUUGACGCAAUGUGCAAUGCAGCCACUUUUUCCGUCAGGUUCAUCGGCUUCCAAUGCUGCUACUAGUAGUGCAGCAGCAGUUGUCGACAGGUACAAAUUGGAAAUCAUGAGUUCCUUCGUGAAUUUAGGGCCUAUUGUCGACUUUUGUUUGUACAAUUACGAUGAGACGCGACAAGGCAAGAAAACCAUGGUGUGUUGCACAGGCUCUUAUAAAGACGGUAGUUUGUGUAUGGUUGAAAAUGGAAUAGGAUUCAUAGAAAAGCUCGCAGUCAAUAUACCAAUGAUUCAAAAUCUCUGGACAAUACCCUCUCGAAACGAGAAACAUACCCUUUUCUAUGUUAUUUCUUCCUUUGAUAGAACCUUUGCCAUAAAACAACAAUUAUCUACUAUACAACCUCAACAGCAACAGCAACAACACUCGUCCACUUUCUUUUCGACUUUUUUUAAUAAACAGCAACAACAACAACAACAACAACUGUAUCCAACAUUAACAGAAUUACCAGAAUUAGGAUCGCUUUUACAGGAUGAAGUUACAUUAAGUUUAUCGGUAAUGAAGAAAGGACCAGUAUUGCAAGUUACGCCUUCUACAGUACGAUUAUUCGAUGCGCAAAGUCUAUUAAGCGAAUGGAAACUAAAUGAUGUAGGCAUAAACAAUGGUGCAAUAAGUUUAGCUCGGACGACUAGUGAUGGAGACUGUAUUGUCUAUGAUGCAGUUCACGGUAUGCUGGUUUAUCUGCAUUGUUCAAAUAAUACAAUUCAACGAAAAUGUAUUACGACAAUGUUCGAUGUGGCUUGUAUUUAUAUUGAAUCAAAUGACAGAUAUGCAAUUUUGGGUUUCUGGUCAAGUGCGACUAUCAAGUUCCUUAGCCUAAACAACUUUGAAAAGAUUCACGAAGUAAAUGUGGCAUCAAUAUCAUCAGACGUCAUAUCAGCUACUGCGGAUGAUACAACCACGAUACAUGCCGUGGGCAGUACAUUUGUAGCACCUAGAGAUAUUUUGGUGACUGAAAUGGAACCCACGAUAAAAUAUCUGUUGAUCGUAUUUGGCGAUGGACAACUUCUCAGCUAUAAAGUCACCUACCGCAGUGAAAAAGGUAUUGUUAUGUCAGGAGCAACGCGAACAAUGAUUGGCAGCCAUGCAACAGGACUCUAUCCAUAUACAUAUCAGAAUGAGCCAAGAGUAAUGAUCGCAGGUGGUCGUCCUACCAUCAUUUCCAGUACACAUGGCCAACUUUACUUUGCAGCGAUGAAUUUUACCAAAAAACCCAUCAUACAGCAACAACAACAGCAACAACAACAGAAAUCUUAUCACGAUAGAGUGUAUGGGCUAAUAGCAACAAAUCAGAUGUUUAUUUUGUGGACAAAUGAGGGUUUGCUGAUGGGUGAUAUAGAUUUGAAUCAGCGGUUACAUCAUCAAAAGAUACGAUUGAAUGAAGGUGAAGCGCCUAUUCGCGUACAAUACCUGAAGAGUAUCAAAUCGUUGGCAGUAGGAACUUUACAUUCAGGAGAAAAGGAUCUGAAUAAUUCAGUAAUUCAAAAAGGUAGCUUACAGUUAAUGGAUGCUCAAACUUUCCAAGUAUAUGACAAGUUCAACUUACUCGAAAAUGAGGUUGUGGAAUGUAUGGCUGUAGCACCAUUUGACGCUCUCAUUGACAACGACUAUCUUGAUUCACAACUGCAACAGCAACAAUGUGGCGAGGAACUUUUAUUCAUCGGUACAGCAAUUGAAGACCUAAAUGACCCCGAAGCUUGCUAUGGUCGUGUCUUAGCCUUCCGUAUGGAAAAACACUACAGUAACAACCAACAGCAUAAAUUAGAAUUCUUAGAAGAAUACAAAAUGAAUGGCGUUGUGUAUGAUUUACGUUAUUUCCCACUGUACCGUACUAUGCUUGCUUGUGUCAAUGGAGCUAUUUAUGCUAUGGAUUACUUUAGACCCAGUGAACUUGAAGGAGAAAGGAUGAGCUUUUCGAUCAAAUUGCACAGGAAUGUUUUGGCGCUUAAGAUGGAUGUUUUGGCAAAUAAAGUAAUUGUGGGUGAUAUGAUGAGGUCUAUCUCUUUGUUGAAUGUUGAAACGGAGGAUAGCUCAAUCGGCGCAUAUCAGCAACCGCGCGGCAGAGAAAGAGAAAUGCAGUCAGAACCUUUUGGUCUUGAUCGGGAAGGUUCAACGGACCAACAGCAACAGCAAAGUACGGAUGAAGUGAGCAGUCAACAAAUGGAAUUGCUCACAAUUACUCCAAGAAGUACAAGUCCUACUAGAAUAGGAGGCAAAUUGAUUAAAAUGGACACAUUGGCAUUAGAUUUUAACCCAAAAUGGGUAACAGCGGUUAAAUUUAUUAAUGCAGCGCAUUAUAUGGGAGCUGAUGGUGAAAUGAACUUGUUUGCAAUGUCAUUCAAUCGCAACAGUGAAGAUAAUGAUGGUAAAGUCGCCCCUUUGGAUCUGCAAGGCGGAUAUCAUCUUGGUUCUCUAGUAAAUACAAUUAAAGAAGGUACAUUAUCAGACAUACUAUCAACACAAUUCCGUCAUAACACCAAUAACGAAGACGAUACUGCCUUUGGCAGUUUAUUGGCGGUAACCAAAUCGGAACCAGCCUUAAAAUCACCAUCCUUCAGUUUCGCCACUGUUUCUGGUAUAAUUGGCAGUGUGAAAACAAUUACAACCGAAUGCUUUGAGUUUUUUUACAAUCUACAAAAUCUCAUAUUACAAGAACGCAGAAAUAUCGGCAAGCUGGACUACAACGCUUACAGAGCUUAUCGACCCAAGAUGGGGGUUGAAGACUCUCAAGAAUACUACAUUAAUUCACGAUACAAAAUGAUGAGUGAUGUUGAAGAAGGAGAGCAAAAGUCGAAGUUAAACAGUAAAAGUAAUAAUGAUUUGUUUCUAGACGGUGAUUUAUUGAAACAAUACCAUUAUCUGACUAGAGAGGAGAAGCAGCAGAUUGCCGAGUCAUUAACCUUGCCUGGGAUUAUGGUCGAGGAAAAGAGAUUGACUGUGGCACAAUUAGAACAAUUAAUUCAAGAAUUGCUUAUGACAUAA
This is a messenger RNA of Mycotypha africana, 4170 nucleotides long. RefSeq names its product mono-functional DNA-alkylating methyl methanesulfonate N-term-domain-containing protein. Gene Ontology annotation, cellular component: nucleus. The transcript is spliced from 7 exons. Gene Ontology annotation, molecular function: nucleic acid binding; protein binding. NCBI's taxonomy places the organism in Eukaryota, Fungi, Mucoromycota, Mucoromycetes, Mucorales, Mycotyphaceae. The record is from RefSeq and is a predicted model, not a curated record. The coding region runs from base 1 to 4170 and encodes 1389 amino acids.